This is a messenger RNA of Sphaeramia orbicularis (orbiculate cardinalfish), 1513 nucleotides long. RefSeq names its product somatostatin receptor type 5. The transcript is spliced from 3 exons. Gene Ontology annotation, biological process: cellular response to glucocorticoid stimulus; neuropeptide signaling pathway; regulation of insulin secretion. Lineage: Eukaryota; Metazoa; Chordata; Actinopteri; Kurtiformes; Apogonidae. The record is from RefSeq and is a predicted model, not a curated record. Gene Ontology annotation, cellular component: neuron projection; plasma membrane. Gene Ontology annotation, molecular function: somatostatin receptor activity; neuropeptide binding. Bases 193 to 1302 code for a protein of 369 amino acids.
GAGGUGGUGUGGAGUGAAGCAGCGGUCAUGCAAGCGUCGUCCUGCUUUCCACACACACGCUGAACUCUGUGUGUGUGUGUGUUUGUGUGUGUUUGUGUGUGUUUGUGUCACACAGCAUUCGUGAGGAUCACAGAGAAAGGACUAAAUGUGGAUUGGAUGUUUUUUCUUCCACUCUUUCAAUGACCCGUCUGGAUGGAAGGAGUUCCAGGGUUUCUGAAGCCUGACCACACUUCAGUCUUGAUUUGCUGCGCCGCCACAGAACAGACAACCUCAUUUUUUUUGCCCAGUAUGGACAACAAUGGCACCUAUGUGGACGACUAUCUGUACUUCAGGGACAGUCUCAGUGGCUUCAGCAUCACCAUGGCCAUCUUGUACCUGGUCGUUUGCAUCAUGGGACUGGCUGGGAACUCUUUGGUUAUCGUGGCCAUUUUGAAACUGGACAAAAUGUCAUCGUCCACCACUGUGUACAUCUUCAACCUGGCGCUGGCUGAUGGACUUUUCAUGGUGGGUCUCCCCUUCAUCGCCAGCCAGAACUUCCAAAAUGACUGGAUGUUUGGGGACGUCGCCUGCAAAGUGGUGAUGGUUCUGGACGGCAUCAACCAGUUCACCAGUGUCUUCUGCUUGACCGUGAUGAGCAUCGACCGCUACAUGGCCCUGUCCAACCCGCUUCGCUUUGCCCGUUGGAGAACUCCGCGCUGCGCUAAGGUCGUCUCUGCGGUUCUGUGGCUGUUCUCGCUCCUCACGAUUCUACCGAUGGCGCUGCACUUCUCGGCGGACCAGGGCCUGUGUAUACCGGACAUCGCCUCCAACGCUUGGUGGCUCGGCAUCCUCUCCUACACCUUCGUCAUGGGGUUUGCGUUGCCGUUCACGGUCAUGACGGCUUCCUACGCGGCAUUGCUGAUCACCUUGAGAUACCGACUUCGAAGCUCACCAGUGAACCCUGACAGCCACUGCCUGGAGCGACAGGUCACCAAAAUGGUGGUGGCGGUGGUGGUUGUGUUCGCGGCAUGUUGGCUACCUUUUUACACCUUCAACUUCUGCUCCCUGUACCAAACCGGACUGGUGCAGGACUUCACCAGAGCUUUUGAGUUUGCGGUCCUUCUGUCGUACUCGUGGAGCUGCGCUAACCCCAUCCUUUACGCCUGCCUGUCCGACACCUUCAGACGGCACUUCCACACCCUCCUCCGACCUGCUAAGUCACCUGCCAGCAUGCAGUGCAACAACGAACGUGUACACCAUCAAGAACAUGUCAAGCCUGUAGAUGUCAGUGUGGUGAGACCAUUGAGUACCAUUAACCAAUGAGAAUCCUGAAAAGAAUCACAAGAAAAUGUUACUUCCAUUACGUCUCACAUGUCGCAAAUGUAUUGUUGAAAACUGCGACAUCCAUCCCAGAUCUGUGUUUCCCUCUGGUUACAUGCGAACGCCAAAAUGGAGAUUUGUCAAAAUCUCCACUUUGGCCAAAGUUUUUAGAAACCUAUGGAAGCAAAUCUGUCUCAUCAGAUUUUGAAUCAUA